AUUGGCGUCUCUAAAUUAUGCAUAUCAAGAGUUUCCAAUAUCUCCCAUACAAUCAGGCAUUCCGAAUUCAAACAUUGAGAUAUUAUUUGCUGGUAAUGCGAUUAAUGAAACGGAAAGAAAUUUUGCACGCAUUCUUCGCUCUUCCCGUCAUAGAUCAUAUUUCCGCGUACAUAUACCUGGACUUUUUUUACGCACAAAGCAGGUUAAGGACUUUGGAGAGCAACUGCAUCAUCUGAGAGGGAAGAUCAAGGAGAAGAUACAACGACAAGAACAGUUGCAGCAGCUACUGCUGGUAUCGACAUGGUCGCCCAUUCGUGUCCAUAGUUACAUCCACUUGUUUCAUUAUCAAUCUAGGAUCGCCUGUGACAAUCCUCAAUUGGACUCUCAGCCAAUACGCCACGGAAAUGAGGAUUGUGAAUUAUAUUGCGAGUCCAAUCAUGAGACUUGUCAUAUACGACAACUGGGCUGGAUUUCGGAUGUCGUUGAGAAACUUUCUGUGGAUUAG
Paraglomus occultum is the source of this 505-nucleotide messenger RNA. The record is from the annotation of a GenBank genome assembly. NCBI's taxonomy places the organism in Eukaryota, Fungi, Glomeromycota, Glomeromycetes, Paraglomerales, Paraglomeraceae.